This is a messenger RNA of Mangifera indica (mango), 1239 nucleotides long. RefSeq lists its product as uncharacterized. The coding region runs from base 1 to 1239 and encodes 412 amino acids. Gene Ontology annotation, molecular function: protein binding. The record is from RefSeq and is a predicted model, not a curated record. NCBI's taxonomy places the organism in Eukaryota, Viridiplantae, Streptophyta, Magnoliopsida, Sapindales, Anacardiaceae. The transcript is spliced from 3 exons.
AUGGCUGAAAUAACAAAAUCGAUUCAAAAAUGGCAGAACAAGAAUAAAAGUGGAGACGAUCAAGAAAUUGAUCGAAUAUCCCUGUUGCCAGACAACAUUUUGCAAUGCAUCUUGUCUUUCUUACCUCCAAAAUACGCAACUCGAACCAUUGUUUUGUCCAAGCAAUGGCAGCGUUUAUGGGAUAGACUCUCUCGUGAAGAACAAAAUCUCCCAGCGCAACAAUCACCAAGGCUACUGAAAAAACAGAGUAUAAAGUAUAUUUACGUGCCUUCAGAUUCUACUGAAUCAGCUUUAAUCCUAAUUGAUGGCAGACUGAACGUGAUAAAUCAUCCUGAAAUCACGACUUCUUUGCGGAAGCUGAUUCUGGUUGAUGUGUUAUUGCCUGAAGAAAACUCUCUCGAGGAAGCAUUAUCUGAGUGCCAUUGGAUUGACGAGAUAGACCUUUGUUUUCCCGACGGGUUGAAGCUCGGCGGCUGUAACUGGCGCCCUGGAUUGCCGACGUUGCCUUAUAAACCCUUGACGAAAAUGUAUCUGGAGAUCCCCAACAUAACUGACGACUGGCUUCAAGCCCAGAUUUUCGGAAAGUUGCCGUUUCUUCAGGAGCUGAGAUUGCAGAAAUGCCACAUGCUGGAAACGUUAAACGUUUGUUCUUCGUCGCUUGACUGUUUAUAUGUGGUGAAAUGUCACCGCUUGAAAGCAAUCAAACUCGAGGCCCCAUCUCUGCAACGGUUUCUGUACAAUGGCCGUAACGUUAUUUCUUUCUUGUCGACUCCAGUUACUGCAGAUUGCCGUGUUCAUCUGUACAAAGAAGAUCGCAAUGAGGAGUUGAAGUUGCUUCAACUUAUUGCGGAUUUAGCCAAGUUCAGCCGUGGCAAUGACUUUCGAGUCAGAGUCAACUGCUUCACCAUGGCAGAACUCUUCAAUCUCCAUAUUGAAAUAGAGAAAAUAUCCAAACAGAAAUAUCAGAGAAUUCCUGAAGAUUUGAGAGGCCUUCUUCUUCCAAUGGUCAGCGUUCCAUCAUUUUCGUUAGAUGUAACUGUUAAACAAUCAAGUUUCAGAGAUUUCGUCGCCCCAAAACGUAACUGGUUUUCGUGUUUCUCUGACUGUUUACACAUGAUUCCGAACAAAGACGAUCAAUUCAUGGAGUAUCUACGUGAUGAGACUUGGCGCAGAGAAACAUAUAGAUCCUGGCCCUCCAACCGAAAUACAGUAGACUGGUCUGAGAUCUUAUUGUGUUAA